This is a messenger RNA of Alosa alosa (allis shad), 1554 nucleotides long. Its product is annotated as calponin-1-like. Gene Ontology annotation, biological process: actomyosin structure organization. Gene Ontology annotation, molecular function: actin binding. The record is from RefSeq and is a predicted model, not a curated record. The transcript is spliced from 7 exons. The coding region runs from base 96 to 974 and encodes 292 amino acids. NCBI's taxonomy places the organism in Eukaryota, Metazoa, Chordata, Actinopteri, Clupeiformes, Clupeidae.
UUCUGGGCCACGCUUCAAGAGCAGACGGUGGGAUAAGACCAGUAGUGGAAUCUGAAAGAGAGAUUAACUGUAACCAAAGGACAAAAAAAGAAACCAUGGCUGGCCAUUUUACCAGAGGACCCAGUUUUGGAAUGUCAGCUGAGGUCAAGAGCAAGUUGGCUGGGAAGUAUGACCCGUUGAAGGAGGAGCAGCUACGACUGUGGAUCCAGGAGGUGACGGGACGCCGCGUCGGUGACAACUUCAUGGAAAGCCUGAAGGACGGCGUGCUCCUGUGCGAACUAAUCAACAAGCUGCAGCCAGGAUCUGUGAGGAAGAUCAACAACUCUGCAACCCAAAACUGGCAUCAGCUUGAGAACAUCGGUAACUUUGUGCGAGCCAUCACUGAAUAUGGACUCAAGCCUCAUGACAUCUUUGAGGCCAACGACCUCUUUGAGAAUACAAACUACACACAGGUCCAAUCCACACUGAUCACCCUGGCCGGAGUGGCCAAGACCAAGGGCUUCAACACCAAAUAUGACAUUGGGGUGAAGUAUGCUGAGAAGCAGUCACGCAAGUUUGCACCAGAGAAGAUCAAGGAAGGACGCAACGUCAUCGGUCUGCAGAUGGGCACCAACAAGUUAGCUAGCCAAAAGGGCAUGACGUCCUAUGGAACACGGCGGUUCCUAUACGACCCCAAGGCUGGCAAUGAUAACCCUCUGGACCAGUCCACCAUCAGUCUUCAGAUGGGCACCAAUAAAUGUGCCAGCCAGGCUGGCAUGACUGCGCCUGGCACCAAGAGGCAGGUGUUUGACACGAAGAUGGACCUGAUGAACUGCGACACAUCGACCGUGUCCCUCCAAAUGGGCACCAACAAGGCGGCCUCCCAGCGGGGCAUGACACCCCUGGGCCUCCCGCGCCAAGUCUACGACAAGAACUACUGCUCCAAGGUCGACGAGUACUACAACGACACCUACUUUGAUGGCUACGCUGACUAAGCUCAAUAGGCGGGGUCUGUCCACUCGAAAGUAAACAACAACAAAAAAUGUAAAAUGUAAAAAUAAAAAAAGAAUAGAAGAAAAGGAAAGAAAAACACACAUAACUGUUCAAGUCGUUAUUGUUUACGGUCAUGACAUGUCAAGCUCCGGUGUCAUGUUGAUUGUGUUUGACUUGCAUUGAAAUAGCUUCAGACAUGCAACACUCAAUCUCUCACUACUGAGUUUAUUUUGACAGAGCAUGUAGACAGUUUAGAUUUAGGUUAGGUUUUGUUCGACUUGUUUAAUUCAAUUCUAACUCAAAUUAGUGUAGUUAGGUACUUAAUUAUUCAACCAAAAUAAGCUGAAUAUUCCAACUGAUCCUCUCCUACAAGAAGAUUUCAAAUCUGAAAUCCAUUUUGUUGUGUUCUUUUUAUAUUUACAUUUACAGCAUCCCAAAGAAUCAGUACUAUCAGCUGCCAGCUGUGGAAUAUCUGGAAAAUAAACAUUAGUCGGUAACACUUUACUUCAGGUUUCUACAUAAGAGUGACAUGGCACUGCCAUAACCCUGACACUAACCCUAACUUGUCAUUACAAAAACCGA